AGCUGCAAUCUAGAACACCUUCUGUUGUUGAGCAUAAGCAAAGAGGCGUUCAAAGACAGACCUUUUGAAGUCCCAAUGGUGGUGCCCUAUUGAAUCCAUCAAAAUGUUAGUUCUUGUGCUUGGAGAUUUGCACAUCCCUCAUCGAUCUAGUGCUCUGCCGAGCAAAUUCAAAAAGCUCCUGGUUCCAGGGAGGAUCCAGCACAUUUUGUGCACUGGGAACUUGUGUACCAAGGAUUCUUUUGACUAUCUGAAAACUUUGGCUUCGGAUGUGCACGUGGUUCGGGGCGAUUUUGACGAGAACUCCAAUUGGCCUGAACAAAAAGUGAUCUCCGUGGGAUCAUUCACUAUUGGGUUGUAUCAUGGUCACCAAUUGGUUCCAUGGGGGGAUCCAGAAGCCUUGGCCAUGAUCAAUCGUCAGCUCAACUGCGAUAUUCUGAUCACCGGGCAGACCCACAAAUUUGAGGCUUAUGAGCAGGAGAAUCGCUUUUACGUCAACCCUGGCUCUAUAACGGGGUCGUAUUCGCCCGUGGGGGAGGAUAAAGAUCAUGUACCUUCAUUCAUACUCAUGGAUAUUCAAAGUAAUACCGUGGUCACGUAUGUCUAUCAAUUGAUUGAAGAUGAGGUCAAGGUGGAACGGAUCGAAUUCAAGAAAAAUGGAAAUGCUAACGCUGAAGUCAAUUGAAUGCGGUUACCAUGUGUUCAAAAGUAUUUUAUUUUGUUACGAUUUUUAAGUUCUAAUACACGGAUGAUUAUGUCGAA
Molecule: messenger RNA, 759 nt
Organism: Tigriopus californicus
Lineage: Eukaryota; Metazoa; Arthropoda; Copepoda; Harpacticoida; Harpacticidae
Gene: Vps29
Product: vacuolar protein sorting-associated protein 29-like
Exons: 3
Coding region: 104-682 (192 amino acids)
Biological process (GO): intracellular protein transport; retrograde transport, endosome to Golgi
Cellular component (GO): endosome; retromer complex
Source: RefSeq, a predicted model, not a curated record